Penaeus indicus is the source of this 3833-nucleotide messenger RNA. RefSeq lists its product as uncharacterized. The record is from RefSeq and is a predicted model, not a curated record. NCBI's taxonomy places the organism in Eukaryota, Metazoa, Arthropoda, Malacostraca, Decapoda, Penaeidae. Gene Ontology annotation, cellular component: nucleus. Gene Ontology annotation, molecular function: DNA-binding transcription factor activity, RNA polymerase II-specific; RNA polymerase II transcription regulatory region sequence-specific DNA binding. Gene Ontology annotation, biological process: regulation of transcription by RNA polymerase II. The coding region runs from base 57 to 3566 and encodes 1169 amino acids. The transcript has 3 exons.
AGGGAGACAAGUCUUUGGAUAGAUAUGCAAGGAAGGACGGGCGCCCCGGACGCGCCAUGGGUUCGAUCGGGUGUCCGCUGUGCUGCCGCCAGGACUUCAUGUCCGUGGUGGCCCUCCACGAGCACCUCCUCUACUACAUCUACCGGCCUCUGAGGUGCGCCGUCUGCGGGUCCAACGCCGGCGGGAUCCAGGGCCUGAUCCACCACCUGGCGCAGCAUCUCGGGGACAACCCGGCGGGCGGCGUGGCGAAGGCGGGAGGGCCGCCGCCGCCGCCGGAAAUUAAGAGGGACCAAAGGGUUGGGGGCCCUGCCGGAAGCGACACCGCUGUUCCAUUAGAAAAUGGCGCUAUCAACAAGGAAUUUCUUUGCGCUUCGGAGAGCAGCUCGAGGUCGAACUGGAGCCAGAAUCCCGAAAUGGCAAACUUGGCGGGAAGGGACGAACCAGUCGAACUCACACUACGUGCCUAUUUUUGCCACUGCUGCGGGGCAAAGGUUGUUGGGAAAGACAAGUACUUCUUUCACAUCAAGCAGCACAACACUCUGCUCAACACAAGCGGCAUGCCAGAAGCACCGAAUAUCAUCUUAUCCGCCCCACAGAGCGUGUCGUGUGAGAGUGACAUGGCCCCAGGUUCCCAUUAUACGAGUGCGAGUACCACUCCCGUCAACGUGGGCAUCGAUGCAGACACGCUGACAGGAGACGAGCUGGAUCCCCUUGACAGAGGUUUUCCAGACUCCAAGGAUGCAACGACUUCGAGGUACAUGGAAGAGAACGACACAGCCACGCAGUUGCUGAAGCUGAGGGAGUGGCAGUUGGAAAAACACGGGAAGAGGUUCAAGAGACAGAGGUUAAGCUUCGCGAAGUCGCCAGCAUCGUCGGAACGAAGUCCGAUGUCAGGAAGGCAAAGGAACAGUAAUAAUUCACCGGGCGUCACCAAGCAGAAAUCAGGAAGGCUGUCGCAGAAUAGUGAACCUUGUAACUAUUCGCUGGAGAAACCGCCUUUAAGCCAAAUUAGUAAUGCUAGUUCCACCUAUCCUAAUCCGAGUCCUAAUUCUUACAAAGAUAAUUACGCAAGUGUUACACCUCAGACAAAUGCAUCUGCGAGUGAUGAACCGCAAUACACGUGCGCUCCUGCAAUCGAAAGAGGCUCAGAAAGUGAACACGAAAGUAGAAAAGAAUUAGAAGAAAGUGAGUGUACAUUUAAAACUCCAGAGAUAAGACACGUAGAAAGUAAUCCAAAAUUAAUACCUAGCGAGUCACAGUUCCAUGAUAACUAUACAAGUUCAUGUACAUUACAGUUACAGACUCCUAGUUUGCAAUCUGAAGCAGCUUCAUCAACAUAUCAAGAACCUGAACCUAUAAAUGAAAGUGAAAAUGCAUCUUGUGUGUAUGACAAUUCAAAAGCAGUGAGCCUCAAAGUUUCAAAUGUUGAUAGCCAGCAGGACCCUAGUAUGUCCAGGAUAGAUUCAAAGAUAACACGUGCAUUAGAGAACAGAGAGCAGUUGCAGCCAGAGGAUCAUUCAGUUAUACAUACUCAAAAUUUUCAGGCACAAGCCGUUCUUUACCCUCCUCCUGCCGCGCCACAUUUCGAGUCUACAUCGGAGCGAGAAAUCCAACAGAAUGAAACGGAUAACUGUUUUCAAGUAAAUACAACUAUCACAGAUUCUCUCAGAACAUUGAGUGAAUCGCCAAACUGUGGUGCUAAUUCUGAAGUGGACAUUGAGUCAUCCAUACUAGUGGCAGACUCUUGGAUAUCACCACACGAGUCUGCUCAGUACCUAGAACUCGAGCCUGCUUUUAAAUCUCAGGGCUCCUUUGAACAGGAAUCCUGCAAAUCUGUGGCUCAGGAGGAUGUCUUCAUUCGGCAACCAACAGCCCAGAAAAGACCGGAGUUAAGUGAAGUAAUGGAUAAUUUGGACAGUCUUGAAGAAUGCAGAACUGUGGCUCAACCCACACACAGUUACUUGGAAGCAUAUGACAAGACUGCUUUAGAAUCGGGAAAUGUUUCUACAGAUCCAUUGCAAAAUGUUGGCGAAGAAGAGCAGUCAAUUGAAGAUUUACAUGUAUAUGUGGCAUCCAGCAGUCACCAGCUACCAGAGACUGCCUCUGUAUCAUCAUCUACCUCAGCGAAAACACCGUCGGCAGAGAUACCACAGGCUGCCCAGGCUACGGAGAUAGUUCACGAGGCCGAGAACUUUCCUCAGGAAGACAACUACCGAAAUAUCACCAGGGAAGAGCCAUCAGAUUAUUACCAAGAUUACACUGCUAAACCUAGUGAAUCUGACGCAUGUGAGAAUGAAAUCCUACCUGACUAUUCAGCUCAUCCCCUACCGUACCUGCAUAAAAAGUUCCAUCACGACCAGGAACGCAAAUUCGCAUUAUCAUCAGGGGGUGGGCAGAAUGCCGAUUUACGUCGUUAUAUCCACAACUUCCAGUCUCUUUUGGUUAGUAGGCUGAAUGCUUCCUUCAGUACUGAUGUCGUGCUCAAGACUGGAGGUGAAGAUUUGGGUUCUGAUGAAGAAGAAAUGGAUAACCAGGGUACUGAGAAAGUAGAGCCAGCAAAAACGCAAAGGUUGCAGCCAAGUGAACAUGUGUGUGAAGUGUGCAAACUUGAAUGUACAGAUGAGGUGCAACUUAACAUACAUUAUCGAACCCACGAACAAGGAGAUCAGAAAAACUUCACGUGCCAGUUUUGUAAAAGUACCUUCUUCAUGAAAAGUUCGAAGGACCGCCACGAGAGAAAACACAAAGGCAAGAAAAUCUACAGGUGUUCUCAGUGCCAGCAAGUGUUCAACAAAGCCUACAUAUUAAAUCGACAUAGAAGAGAGGUUCAUGCAGUCAAGAGACCCUUUAAGUGUGACGAAUGCGACAAAGAUUUCACCACCUCCCGAAACCUCCAGAACCACGUCGGAGUCCACCUGGCAGAAAAGCACCACAAAUGCACCCACUGCGAUCACACUUGCCACACAGCUAGUGGUCUCAGAACUCACAUCAUGGAAGUUCACAUGGGCUCAAGAGGGCGAAGUUUCAGCUGCCAGGAGUGUGGGGAGAAGUUUGCCAAGCAGUAUGGGCUGAAGAGACACAUGGAGCGUAAACAUGGGGAUGGUAGAGUUCCCUGUAAUAUUUGUUCAAAAUUAUUUUCUUGCAAGGAGGACCUGAUUAAGCACACCAAAUCUCACGAGAACAAAAGCAAAGGAGAUUUAUCCUGUGGGUUCUGCAAUCAAACCUUUACGUCUGCAUGGUCCUUGCAACGACACACAAAGAAGCACCAGACCGAAAGUCACCAGUUUAAGUGCAGCAGAUGCCCCAAAUCCUUCACAAGAAAGGAUUCACUCUUAUCUCACGAAAAGCUUCACGCUCAGAAGAAAAAUUACGUAUGCAAAUGUGGCAAAAGGUUUGUUAAAAAGAGUCAACUAACGGCACAUGAAGACAAGCAUAGCAAUGUUCCAAAGUACUCGUGUGAUAUAUGCAAGCACUCCUACAAAUUCAAAGUUUCAUUAAGAAAUCAUAGUUGCAAACCAAAACUUGCAACAGAGGAUGCAGGGAACGGCGAUCAGGUAGAUGCUUGAGCAAGUUAAUUUAAAGUGUGUUAGUUCUAAACAAAAACUUGAAAUCCAAUAUAAGAUCUAAAAUAAACUAAACUACAGGCUCGGAUUUUAUUUCAAGUUUAUAUAUUCAAAACAGAUUAUUAUAUACUUCGAAUCCAAUGUGUACUCACUACCAAGAAGUUACCACGCCAAAGGUACAAUUAAUAUCUGCCGUCGUGUGUAAGAUAGUUGUUUUUUCAAUGAAGAUUUUACAUUUGAGAUUUAUUGAAAUAUAUAUUUUUGUUACUA